Messenger RNA from Saitoella complicata NRRL Y-17804, 1219 nucleotides. RefSeq lists its product as uncharacterized. NCBI's taxonomy places the organism in Eukaryota, Fungi, Ascomycota, Saitoellomycetes, Saitoellales, Saitoellaceae. The record is from RefSeq and is a predicted model, not a curated record. Bases 108 to 1112 code for a protein of 334 amino acids. The transcript has 3 exons.
CCCGCCUUUGCGGCUCAGCCUCAACGUGACGCAUUCGUAUAAAGACGCUCAUACCCACAUCUUCUUGGACCCUGAACAAAAUCUGAUCAUAUACAAAACGAACAAAUAUGGGUCUCGCAAAUAAACUCAACGCCGCUAAAACCGGUGCUCCGGCCGCUGGUCCUCCUCCUGGCCAACAACAGCAGCCGCCGUAUGGUGCACCGCCGCAGGGACAGUACGGUGCUCCUCCCGGUCCUCCUCCUUCUCAGCAGUAUGGUGGUGGUGGCGGAGGUGCUAACAAAGUCGUUGCGGAUAAUUUGAGGCGUCUUGUUCGUGAGAAUAAGUUGGAGAUGUUUUACCCUCCUCAGCGUUUGGAGCAAGUCAUUGCCCGCGCGUCCUCGAUUCCCUACCAGCAGCUUUCCGCGAACUGGGGUAUCCCCGCUGAGAUUGCUUACGACCUCGCUGGGUUGGCGUUGUACGACGUCGUCAUCUACUGUGACGAUUCUGGCUCGAUGAGAGCUGAGGAGGGCGGUGAGCGUGUUGAUGACUUGAAGUUGAUUUUGGGAAGGGUCGCGGAUGUUACGCAGAUGUUUGAUGACGAUGGCAUCACGAUCAGGUUCAUGAACUCGAGGGAUGUGCAGGGCGACAAUGUCAAAUCGAGCGCACAAGCACAGUCUCUCGUUGACCGUGUUCGAUUCAGCGGAAUCACACCUCUCGCAACCCAACUCGACGCAAAGGUCCUCCAGCCUCUCGUUCUCGGUCCCCUCCGUUCCCGCGGCCUUCCCAAGCCCGUCCUCAUCAUCACCAUCACCGACGGUGAACCUGUUGGCGAACCCAAAGACCGCCUCAAGCAAGUCAUCCUCUCCGCUCAUCAACAAAUCGUACAAUCCGGCUUCUCCCCCGGUGCAAUCGCCUUCCAAUUCGCACAGGUCGGAAAGGAUAUGCGUGCGCAGGCUUUCUUGAGUGAGCUUGAUCGCGACCAGAGGGUUGGUUCGUUGGUUGAUGCCAUUUCGUACUAUGAGCUCGAGGCGGAGGAGAUGUCGAAGAAGGGCGUGGAGUUGACGCCGGAAUUGUGGUUGGUUAAGUUGUGCGUCGGAGGAAUUGAUUCGUCGUAUGAUGAGCAGGAUGAGUAGGUUUCAGAUUGCUGUGUUAGAGGAGUAAUCUCUUGAUCUUUUUUAUUGCCUCACUAUUCAAGAUUGUGAAAUGCACCCAGUUAGCCGGUACGCCGCCGCCCUUCCCG